Messenger RNA from Cyclopterus lumpus (lumpfish), 3144 nucleotides. RefSeq names its product RAR-related orphan receptor C (gene rorc). Gene Ontology annotation, biological process: regulation of transcription by RNA polymerase II. The transcript has 11 exons. Gene Ontology annotation, molecular function: RNA polymerase II cis-regulatory region sequence-specific DNA binding; nuclear receptor activity; zinc ion binding. Bases 124 to 1686 code for a protein of 520 amino acids. Lineage: Eukaryota; Metazoa; Chordata; Actinopteri; Perciformes; Cyclopteridae. The record is from RefSeq and is a predicted model, not a curated record. Gene Ontology annotation, cellular component: nucleus.
CAAGGAAGGUGAGGCGGUGACUGUCACUCAAACGUCUGAAUAAGUGUGCUAAAGCUGCAGUGAGGACCUGACACGGCUCGCUGAAGGAAGAACGAAAAGACAGAAGAAAGACUGAAAGAAUAGAUGGUGCCAAAAAAAAGUGCGUCAAAAGAAAGAAAGUGUAUUGUUAGACAAAGUGAGAAGACGAGUGAGUUUGUGAAAGUGGGACAAACGUCUGAGACAAGUGGAGGAGUGAGGAUGAUGCGAGCUCAGAUUGAGGUCAUCCCAUGUAAGAUCUGUGGUGAUAAGUCCUCUGGAGUGCAUUAUGGAGUCAUCACUUGUGAGGGCUGCAAGGGAUUCUUCCGGCGUAGCCAGCUGCCUACUGUAUCCUACUCCUGCUCCAGGCAGAACAACUGUCAGAUCGACCGGGCCAGCCGCAACCGCUGCCAACACUGCCGUCUCCAGAAGUGCUUAGCAAAGGGCAUGAGCAGAGAUGCAGUGAAGUUUGGACGGAUGUCCAAACGUCAGCGUGACUCUCUGAUUGCUGAAGUGGAGAAGCAUCGACAGCAGCAGCAGCAGCAGCAGCAGCUUCAGGGAGAGGCCCAGUCUCUCUUGGCCUUCCCCACCAAGGCCCGUCAAGACCGCUCCCAACAGCUCCUCCAGCCCAUGGCAUCAGCUUACUCUUUCACCGGGGAGGCCGAGCUGCUGUCCUACACCGCCGAUGUUCUUCCUUACCUGGUGUGCUCCCCGAACGAGUCGCAGGUGUCGGGUAUGAUCUACCGAGGCUCCAGUGUGUCUCCCGCAUCGAGACCCCAGGGGAGGGGGGACAACAGCGGGUACCUUGACAUAAGAGGGUUCGACUCCAGACAGCCAUCUCAUGAUCUUGAGGGGAUUCAUUCCUACAACCCUCUGGAGGAUCCUUACAGCCUCUAUCCUCACUCGCUGAGGAAUAUAGAUGAGCUGUGUGCCAGCAUUGUGCGUUCCCACAAAGAGACCAGCCAGUGCAGAGUGGAGGAGCUGCAGGCUCUCAGAUGGAAACUGCUCACCAGAGAGGAGAUCCAAGCCUACCAGAGCAAACCGGUGGAUGAUAUGUGGCAGCACUGCGCUAUCCGACUGACUGAUGCCGUUCAGUAUGUGGUCGAGUUCGCAAAACACAUCCCAGGUUUCCGUUUGCUCAGCCAGAACGACCAGAUUGCUCUCCUGAAGACUGGCUCCAUGGAGGUGGUUCUGAUCAGGAUGAGUCGCUUCUUCAACACAGAGAACAACACCGUCUUCUUCGAUGGGAAAUUUGCUGGGGCUGAAAUCUUCAAGUCUUUGGCAUGUGGAGAUUUAAUCACAGCAGUGUUUGACUUUGCUCACGGUAUGUGUGAUCUAAAGCUUACGGAGCAGCAGAUUGCUCUCUUCAGUGCUCUCGUGCUCAUCAACACAGAUCGUCCUUGUCUGGAAGACAGAGGCAGAGUUCAGCGGGUGCAAAGAAGCGUGGAGUUCGGACUCACACACAUUCUACACCGAGACAACCAAGAAAGUCUAAUGCACAAGCUGUACCAGAGGAUGUCAGUGUUGCGUUCACUGUGCAGUCUGCACAUGGAGAAGCUCCACUGGUUCAGUCAGCGCUACCCGCUCACUGCUCACUCUCUGUUCCCUCCUCUCUACAAGGAGCUGUUUGUCUCUGAAGCAGAGUUGCUCCCCGGGACCACUCAAUCAUGAAUAACCAGUAUACACACAUAUUGUUUUCAGUUUCUUCAUUAUUUCUUGACAGAAUCUAUUUUUCUAAAAUAUAAAAUAAGUGAGUAAAGAGCUUUUUGAUAGAUUGUGUCAAACAUAAAUCUCAAUAUUUUUGAUAGCUUAAACCUAUUUUCAUUAUUCAAGGGAAAUAUUGCGUUGUUCCUUGACAGUGCGGUACAGCAGGAUACGUGGUUAUUGUGAGUCACAGUAAAUGUGUGUCACAGUGCAUUUGGACACAGGGUACAAAUAGUUGUCAACUGAAACUUAAAAUGAUAGUCCACCCAAAAAUCUGUCUAUGGAGUUUAAAACACGGACCUCCUGUAGAGCAAUAUAGGACAAUAAGGUAUUAAAAGCAAUUUAGAUAGAAACAAAGAAUAAUCUAGUAAUAACAAAUGUGCAGGCAUAGCCAAAAAAAGAGUUAUUACCACAUGUCUCCCCUUGAGAAGUUAACAUCACAUUCCAGCAGCAAAAUAACAACAUUAAGCAAUCAAAAUAAUUAACAUAUGUGCACACCCAAUUCAACAGCACUGUUAAUAUAAUUAGCACGACACAACUGUCUAUUUGUGUUCUCAAUAUGUCCCAAAAAUAUCCAGAGGUACUCUCAGUCUUUCAGGAGCCUUUCAAAAUAGGCUGCGCCAACAUAUUGUAUACAUAUUUGAAAGGUAAAGUGUAACUUCACCCCCAGGUCUGUCUGAGCCUGACACCCACUGCAUCAUUUAGAAAAAUGCUGAAAAGUGGACAAGGUUGAUGUGAGUUGCUUAGUGACAUUUCCUUGUUAACAGCGUUGGCUUCACAAGGUUCAGGGCUGAACUCAAACAGUAGAUGACGUUAUGAGCCAUGUUCAGCCCAUGAAAUGCAGAUUUUUACUAAAUUGGUAAGAAAAUGUAAAUAUUUAAACCAGCAUUGAUUUGCUUCAUGCACAGUACAGUCACAUUAUUUAGUUUACAGCUCAAAAACGCAUUUAAGUGUGCAUCUCUUUAAUAUAUUGCAUAAAAAGUAUUCCCUACAAAACAUGUGUGUAUCAAUUCAGCAAUAAACAACCUGCCUCUUUGUAUCGGUAUGUCUGUAGAGAAAUGACUCCUCAGGUUGAUCUUGUCGGAUUGACUAAGAAGUCCUACAAAGCAGCAGUACCUCUUAAGUGUUAUUCUCUGUGUUUGAAUAUGGCUUUUUAUAUCUUUUGAGCUUUGGAAAUAUGAUGCAUUAAAUGUAGGAAUUUAAUAAGAAAUGUGAGGGAUACAGUAGAAGUCUCUUCCUGUGUGUGCAAACUUUUCCUUUUUUUCCAGAUUAACUUGCAUAUGUUUUUCUUUCUUAACAUAUCUUUUCUUUCUUAACAUAUCUGUAUGUCCGGAUGUAGUCCUCUCUGUUGAUGGAAUGGCUGAGAUUAUAAUGAAGAUAAUUCCAUGUAAAUAUGCUAAUAAACUGCUGAGGCUGUAAUACCAA